AUGUCGUACCGCGACGAGUACCCCGUCGGGAGCGACGACGACGACGAAGUAUGCAGUCUCUUGAACAACCCCCGGCGGCGCGCACCACUGCACAUGAACAGCUACCUCUCUCAGAUCGAGCAGCACCAGCGAGCGCGGCUCCAGCGCUGGCGGCGCCUCAAGAUCCUCUUCGCAGCCAUCAUCGCCGUGGCGACCUUGACGACGCUCUCGCUGCAGUACAGUACUACGUGGCAGCCGGACGCGCCGCCGUCGUUUGUCGCCGCCCGCGCCGCCUCGAUUUGCGACUCGACCCAGUGCAUUGACAUUGUACCACGCACCAAGCUGCUGCCGGCCGUCUGCCCAGCGCUCGACCGCGACCACAUACACGUUGUGGCCGACUAUGUCGUUGGCCGUUUGUAUCUUGAGACGUGGCCGGGCGACGCCAACUUUACCUGCAGUCAGCCGCGAGUGACCAACGCAACGAUGCGCUACGAGGACGAGAUCACGGCGCCGCUGGCCGCCUGCCCUAUGGACGUGACCGUGACGGGCGCGCUUACACCGACAUCUCUCUCAAGGACGGUGUCGACGCGCCUCUACUUCAUCGACCAUGCAACGUAUCGGACGCCGGGUCUGGCGGUGGUCGUGUCGGACGGCUGGGACGGCCAAAGCAUCCAGGGACUACCAGGCGUCGUCUUGAACGACCACGCCGAGGGUAUCUGGCUCGGUCUCGCGGUACCGAGCGGUGUUAACGUGACGCAAAUUCACAUGCACAUCACGGACGCAGAAGGUCGGCGCGAUUUGCUCGAAGUGGUCGUGACGCUGCCGCCGACCACCGCGCUUGCGGGCAUCCGACUCGACCGCGACGGACGUGCGUGGCCGCCAGGUCGCUACCAUGUCGACGCCGCAAAUCUCUUCGCGACGUCCUUUCUCGUACUCUCCACCAGCUCGCGAGCGAUCGCGCCUCUCGAUGACGUCAUCAAGCCGCCAGCGGUGUUCAACGGAACCGCAGUCGCUGCAGCCUGCCAAGACCGCGUCAAUGACUAUUGCGCGUGCCAGGCGGCGACGGCACAAGAUGAGCCCUAA
Molecule: messenger RNA, 1062 nt
Organism: Saprolegnia parasitica CBS 223.65
Lineage: Eukaryota; Oomycota; Saprolegniomycetes; Saprolegniales; Saprolegniaceae
Exons: 3
Coding region: 1-1062 (353 amino acids)
Source: RefSeq, a predicted model, not a curated record